Scaptodrosophila lebanonensis is the source of this 843-nucleotide messenger RNA. It is a transcript of the gene Cyt-b5, whose product is annotated as cytochrome b5. Gene Ontology annotation, cellular component: intracellular membrane-bounded organelle; membrane. The transcript is spliced from 2 exons. The record is from RefSeq and is a predicted model, not a curated record. NCBI's taxonomy places the organism in Eukaryota, Metazoa, Arthropoda, Insecta, Diptera, Drosophilidae. Gene Ontology annotation, molecular function: heme binding. The coding region runs from base 72 to 479 and encodes 135 amino acids.
AAGCAACAGCGCAAUUAAAUAGUUGUGUUGGACUUUUUCGAUUUGGAACGCGCACUAUUCAACAAGUAGAAAUGUCCAGUGAAGGAGUGAAAACAUUUACGCGUGCAGAAGUUGCCAAGCACAAUACAAACAAGGAUACAUGGCUCCUAAUCCACAAUAGUAUCUACGAUGUCACAGCAUUUUUAAACGAGCAUCCCGGUGGCGAGGAGGUGCUUAUCGAACAGGCCGGCAAAGAUGCUACAGAGAACUUUGAAGACGUAGGCCACAGUAACGACGCUCGAGAUAUGAUGAAAAAGUACAAAGUUGGCGAACUGGUUGAAAGCGAACGCACAACUGUCCCACAGAAGUCGGAACCCACUUGGAGCUCAGAUCAACAAAAUGAGGAAAGCCCCUUGAAAUCAUGGAUAUUGCCUCUGGUGCUGUGCUUGGUGGCCACGCUAUUCUAUAAGUACUUUUUCGGGAGCGCCAAACAACAAUAAAAGGCCCUUACGUUAUGCGCUGGCUUCAACUCACCCGAUUCCCGUAAUCACACCAAGCAAUUAAUGCCCCCUUCACCGCGGCUUAAACGGCCUAUUACUGUCUUACUGUGUUAUUCGCCCGGAUGUAGUGGAUUAAGCGGUGGACGUAAACGGGAAACGGUUGCGCUGGCAGCUUUGUGCAGUCUGUAGUGAAUUUUUGUGCUAAGUCUUAAAGGUAAAACCGUUAACCAUUCUGCAGUCGGUUGCAUUUUAAUUUGUAAUUUCGUAGUAAGUGGGCUUGUGUUUUCUUAAGGAUUGUAUUAUCACUUUCUUCGAUAUUCAAUACCAAUGAAUAUUAAAAAUACACAAACAUAUUUAAAACGAA